Messenger RNA from Vicugna pacos (alpaca), 1856 nucleotides. NCBI's taxonomy places the organism in Eukaryota, Metazoa, Chordata, Mammalia, Artiodactyla, Camelidae. The record is from RefSeq and is a predicted model, not a curated record.
AUGGCAGAGCAGCUGAGACCAUUUCCCUGUCUGAUUCUGUUUCCCUUCCCACAGCUUCCUCGGGCGAGAUGUGAGGAGAACUGUGUCAAUCCUGAACAUUGCCUGACCACAGAUUGGGUGCAUCUCUGGUAUAUAUGGUUGCUGGUGGUCCUCGGGGCGCUGCUCCUGCUGUGCGGCCUGACUUCCGCGUGCUUCCGCUGCUGCCUGGCUCACCCGCAGGCCGGGGAGGAGGCGGGCCGGCCCCCUUAUGAAGUCACGGUCAUCGCCUUUGAUCACGACAGCACACUCCAGAGCACCAUCACCUCCCUGCAGUCAGUGUUUGGCCCUGCGGCUCGACGAAUCCUGGCUGUGGCUCACUCGCACAGCUCCCUGGGCCAGCUGCCCUCCUGCCUGGACACCCUCCCAGGGUACGAAGAAGCUCUUCGCAUGAGUCGCUUCACCGUUUCAAGGAGUGGGCAGAAAGCAUCUGACCGACCCCCAGUACCAGAAGAAGGGCAGCUGCCUCCACUGGAGAAGGCGUCUCCUCAAACACAACACCCUCCCAAUUGAUGGGAGCUCUGGUUUUACAAAUGGGGUGGGGGCAUCCCCAGAGUUGGUAGAGAUUCACAGACAAAUAGGACAUUUUUCCCCCCUGACUUUCAGAAGGCGUAGGAUAGCAUCUAAACAUCAUUCAGUGGAAAAGAUGGAUUCCAACUCCUCAUUUCCAGACACGUAUAUUUCCUGACGUGGAAUGCUCUAGUCGGGGACAUGCAUUCUUUACCCAGGGGCAAACAUUUGCAAUUCACCUGUAGCAAUGCUGUUAGUACCGAGCAGGAAAGCAUCAAAGGUAUCUCGGAUCCCGCCCCCCCCCCCCCCCGUUACCUGAGCUCCUUGGCCCCUGGGAUACUGCCUGCUGCUUGCUCCGUGAAUAGAUGGUGUCCACUGGCGAGAAGGACAAACAUGUAGGCACAGCCAGAGACAGGGGUGCCCUGAAUUCAUGCAUCCUCCCUCUCGAGAGAACAUUCACUCUUACACUGAGUGGCAGUGAUGUUUUUGGACGUCAUGUAAUAAUACCUCACUGAUCACCCAGAAUCCAGGGGUGGGGCUGCAGGCAGGGGCCAAGAGAACACGGUAAGGUAUGGACGCAUCAAACAGCAAGGUCUUUCUUUCAGUCUGGUUCUCCUCACCCGCAGCACGAGAGACGGCACAGAGCGCAGUCACAGUUCUAUUCCGGUUUUAGUUCCUCUUCCCUGCAAACACACAGAGGCACGCACGCAAAUGCACAUGCACAGACAGCUUUGCUUUGCUUCUUCCCGCUCUCCUGCUUUGGCCACUUAAAGCCAAGUGUCUACAGGGACAGACGCUCGUCUCUAGUGGUAGCCUCCACUGCCACCUGGUGGAGCCGUGGUAGAAGUGCACCCUCCUGUUGGAAUCCGGGUCCCUCUCCGGUUCUUCCAGCACUAACUGAAAAUGGCAGGAACCACGGUGUCCACAUAACAUCCCACCUCCAUAAUGCACUGUUAUUGGCAGCUUUAGGAAGUGAAGCGUAUCUGGGGAAAGACUACUUACCAGUGACCUUAGAAAAGUCCCUGAAAUCUUUCAAGCACAGUUUUCUCACCUGUACAAUAGAGGAUAACGAACACCGCCAAGGACCGUGGUGCACAUCAAAUACGCUACCUGUACACGACACGAUUUGUAAAUUAUUACGCACAUGUGUUCGUUACUCUUAGCACUGACAACUAAUUUUCACCGCCUGCCGUGAUUCUGCUGAGAAUCACGGUCUGAUUUGUCCUUUUGCCAGGCAGCCUGCUACGUUGUUGCCAAGUCACACCUAACAUAGCUUAUCUCAUCAAUAAAUAUGUGUUGAUGGCGGUAAA